AUGGCAACGACGCCGUUUUUAGUCGUCUUCUUUGUUUUGUCGUCUUGCAUGGAUAAGUACUCUGUACUACGUGUUUCGCGGUUUGACAGAGGCUUUUGUUCAGAUGAGGAUGGAGAGAAUGGUCUGGAUAGGGAUGAGCAGGACAAGGAUUUCAUAAUGACGGUGAUGAGUGGGGAAGAGAACUUUGUUUUGUCAGAGUCAUAUUCUUUUUCCUUAACUUCAAAUAAUGAUGAUUCCUCAAGUGCCAUAACAACACCGAUAUCAAGUUUUUCACCUAGUGGGAAAUUCAGGCGAGUUAUUGAGGAUUGGCAGAAGGGAGAGCUUUUGGGUCGUGGAUCAUUCGGAUCUGUGUAUGAAGGGAUUUCUGAUGACGGUUUCUUUUUUGCCAUCAAGGAAGUAUCAUUGCUUGAUCAAGGGGAUGAGGGAAAGCAUAGCAUUAUCCAACUUGAACAGGAAAUUGCUCUCCUAAGCCAGUUUGAACAUGAGAACAUUGUCCGAUAUUAUGGCACAAUGAAGGACGAAGCACAUCUCUAUAGUUUUCUUGAGCUAGUUACUAAAGGCUCCCUCUUGAGCCUGUACCAGAAGUAUGAGCUCCGAGUUUCACAAGCCUCAGCGUAUACAAGGCAGAUUUUGCAUGGUUUGAAGUAUCUGCACAAUAGAAAUGUGGUCCACAGAGAUAUAAAAUGUGCAAAUAUAUUGGUGGAUACAAACGGUUUGGUGAAACUUGCAGAUUUUGGUCUUGCCAAGGUUCAAUCCCCUUAUUCUUUAUAUUUCUCCUUUCUUAUUCACUUUAAGUUGAACGAUGCGAAGUCUUGCAAGGGAACUGCAUUCUGGAUGGCACCUGAGGUUGUUCGAAGCCAGAGUUAUGGCCUUGCAGCUGAUAUAUGGAGUCUUGGUUGUACGGUCUUGGAGAUGUUAACCAAACGUUUUCCUUAUUUUGGUCUGGAAUGGGUAAGAAACGAAACUUGGAAUUUGAACUUCCUCUAUGUUCUGUUAGUACCUGCUUUGUUAUGUAAGAAUGAAUUCUUAUAUGGUGAUUAG
Messenger RNA from Striga asiatica, 1041 nucleotides. The record is from the annotation of a GenBank genome assembly. Lineage: Eukaryota; Viridiplantae; Streptophyta; Magnoliopsida; Lamiales; Orobanchaceae.